Hordeum vulgare subsp. vulgare (domesticated barley) is the source of this 1071-nucleotide messenger RNA. Its product is annotated as 3-ketoacyl-CoA synthase 6-like. Bases 1 to 1071 code for a protein of 356 amino acids. Gene Ontology annotation, biological process: fatty acid biosynthetic process. Gene Ontology annotation, molecular function: acyltransferase activity, transferring groups other than amino-acyl groups. The record is from RefSeq and is a predicted model, not a curated record. The transcript has a single exon. Lineage: Eukaryota; Viridiplantae; Streptophyta; Magnoliopsida; Poales; Poaceae. Gene Ontology annotation, cellular component: membrane.
AUGGGUUUGUCACCUCACGUCAAGCUCCUCGUGAUGGUGAGCCGACUUGUCGUGGACAACUUCUUCCGGGUCGUCGUCGCGACGGCCGUCACUGCCGCCGUCGUAGGCAGUGCGUGGCCCAUUAUCAUUCGCCCUGAGGAGAUCCUGGAAAAGAUGCUCGCCCUGCCGCCUGCCCACGCCUUGACGGCGGUGAUCCUGACGGCGACCCUGGAGAAGAUGCGCCGCAUGCGGCGGCCGCGGGACGUGUACCUCGUGGAGUACGGCUGCUUCCGGCCCAAGCCCUACUACCGCACGCCCUUCGCCACGUGCCUGGAGCACGCCCACCUCAUGCCGUACCUCGUCGAUGAGAAGAGCGUCGCCUUCGCGAUGCGGCUGCUGGAGCGCUCCAGGCUCGGCGAGGAGACAUGCGUGUCGGACGCCUACCACAACAUGCCCCCAGACCGCAGCCUCAGGGCGUCUCGGGACGAGGCACAACUGGUCAUCUUCGCCGCUGUCGAUGACCUGUUCGCCAAGACGCCCACGAUCAACCCCGCCGUCGACGUCGACGCACUCGUCGUCCACUGCAGCAUCUUCACGCCCGUCCUGGUGUUCGCCGACAUGGUCGUCAACAAGUACGGGCUCCGCGCCGACGUCAAGGUCGUUAACCUGUCCGGGAUGGGCUGCAGCCCCGGGCUCGUCUUCGUCGGCCUCGCCAGGAAAAUCCUGCAGGCGGCGCCGGAAGGCACGCACAUGCUCAUACUGUCCAUGGAGAUCCUGUCGUCGCAGUACUACGUGGGCACGGAGCACGCCAUGUUGCUGCCAAACUGCCUCUUCCGCAUGGGUGCCACCGCCAUGAUCCUCUGCAACUCCCCGAGGCGACGGAGCCGCUGCGGCCGAGUGGACCGGCGGGGCGGCGGAGGCCGUGGGAGGGGUGGGACGAGAAGAAUGGUGUGCUUGCCAUGGAGGCCAAUCAUCUUGGCGAUUUCGGUGGCGGCGAGCAGCGGGAGGGGUGGGACGGGCAGAAUGGCGACGAGUGGCAUGAGGGGCGAGGCGAGGCAGAAAGGGUGGUUGCGUCGAGCGGGGCUGGACUAA